AUGGCGCUGAGAAGCAGCCAGAAGAAAGGCGCUGAGGAAGCAGCCUCAAAGUUGUUGCUUGGCAUCUUGCCUUUUGCCCAGCUAGCGGCUGGUGAGUUGAAUGUGUGCCCACCACUGUGUGUGUCCAAGCUUCAAAGGUUCAUAUCAUCCAUUGCCCAUUGCUGUCCCCCGUGCCAUUUGAUCAUGGCCAGUGUUUGGAUGGGCGAUGCUGCGAGUGACUCUGACCAGAUGGAGGAAGAGUGGGACGAGUCCACGGCCACCGUCAUUGUAGAACCCCCAAAGAGCAGUACCGCUGCACCUCCAAAGAGCAGUGACGCUGCACCUCCAAAGAGUACGACUGCUGCAUCUGGCCCAAGUCAUGUGGCAUCAGCUUCAAGUGCGCCGGAGGAUGAAGGACAGCAGAACUCGAAGUCCCCUACAUGCUGGAUCAAGGCUGCAGCUGCUAGAUCUGCUGGCAAAGCCAAAGCAAAGGCAGAAACUCUGGCGAAGCCCAAGGGUGUUGCCCACCGCAUCCUGAGCAAACAGGCUCGCGACUCGGUGUCAAAGCCACGGUCGGCAGACAAGACGAAGCGGGCGGCGCGGGGUUCGGCGCAGACCUUUGCAGGACGCAGGCCCCCUAAAGAUCCACAAUUGUGCGAAGCUUUCCACACCAUCAGGCAGGGCUUCUACGACGAAAAGAGCAAGCGCAAGGCGGAGAAGCGCACCAUGAGUGUGGGCCAGGAGCUCUUUCUCCUGAAGAUGAAGGACUUCAUGGAGAAGGACAAGUCUACGGAUUCAACACAGGUGAAGUUUCAGAAAGCCAUUGCUGCGUGGAGGGCAGAGGGUACUUUGUGA
Molecule: messenger RNA, 834 nt
Organism: Symbiodinium sp. CCMP2592
Lineage: Eukaryota; Dinophyceae; Suessiales; Symbiodiniaceae
Source: the annotation of a GenBank genome assembly